CUCCGUCCCACGAGAGAAGUAACCCGCGUCCCGACCGAAUUGCGUCCGAAUCCGCGCAUCCCCCACUUAGUCGACAUAUCGACGGCGCACGAUCUCAACCGUCGACGUUCGGCAACGUUGUACAGUAUGUAUCUUAACGUAUACUCGCUAUAGUGUGUCAAUACAUCUGUGUCACUAUAUUCCGCGCCGCAUUUACGUCUAUAAUAACCACUUGUUUAUUUAAUUAUUGUAGUUUUUUUUGUUGGUUAAUUUUUUUCUUAAAAAUGAAUAUUUCUCAAGAGGAAUGUCAAUCAAAACAUGACUCUGCUAGAUGUGCUGAAACAAGCAUCGAUGUUGCAGAAAUUCUUUCACCUAUUAAAAAAAAUCGAAAAGGACAGUUUGUUGGAAGAGGGCAAAAACAGAAUAUUGUUAAUUUAUACAAGUCGAAAAAACAUCAACAACCAGACAUGAAGUACAAAGAAAUGAUAACAUCUAUUUCAAAAGAAAUUGGGAUUGGAAAGCGUACAGUGAUAAACACAAUAAGUGAGUACAAAAAUACAGGACACUUGAAGUCGCCAUGUAAAACAAAAAACCGCCCAAAAAUCAAUGAUAAAAUUGACGAUUUUGAUAAAACCCGCAAUUCGUCAAAAAAUUCAUGGGUUUUGGAUCCAGAUCUUCCGAGUUUGCCUAGAUCCACUUUACAUCGGAUAUUGAAAGAAUUAAAUUUUGAAUAUACAAAAAGGAAUCGGAAUAGUGCGCUUACGGAAAGAGGAGAUCUCGUUGUUUGGCGACAAAAAUAUAUUGAGGACAUAAGACGAUAUCGGAGUGAAGGUCGUACAAUAUAUUUCCUUGAUGAAACGUGGGUAAACGCAGGGGAGUGUAGCAGCAAAGUAUGGAUUGAUACUUCGGUAAAAUCUCAUAGGGAUGCAUUCCUGAAAGGACUGUCUACAGGCCCUAAAAAUCCUUCAGGUAAAGGCAAACGUCUAAUAGUUGUACAUAUCGGUUCAGCAGAUGGUUUCGUCGAGGGUGGUCUAUUGUGUUUUGAGUCGAAAAAAAACACAGCAGACUACCACGACGAAAUGAAUGGCGACACGUUUUACGAAUGGUUUUGUGGAGUUCUGCCCCGAUUAAAAGAAAAUUCAAUAAUAGUCAUGGACAAUGCAUCGUACCAUUCUGUUAAAAAAGACCCGGUUCCUACAACGGCUUGGAAAAAAGACGACAUAGUAAAUUGGUUAAAGGCCAAAGGUAUUGUUUACGAUAAACCGAUGUUGAAAUUUCGAUUGCUUGAUAAGGUAAACGAAAUUAAACCUCUUCACGUUAAAUAUGUUAUUGACGAAGAAGCUUUGAAAACAAAUCGACAUGUAUUACGUUUGCCACCUUACCAUUGCGAACUUAAUCCAAUAGAACUUGCGUGGUCUGUAGUGAAGAAUCAUGUGAAACAAAAUAAUACAACAUUUAAACUAAAGGAUGUUGAACAAUUGCUGAUGGAAGGUGUCCAGAAAGUGACUUCUGACAUGUGGGCCAAUUUCGUUAGUCAUACUAUCAAAGAAGAAGACAAAUUAUAUGAAAUCGACUUCAUCACAGAAAAUAUGUUGGAGAAUGAAGAAUCACAUAUAAUGACGAUAACUGGUGACACUUCUUCUGAUUUUUCUGACGAGUAA
Messenger RNA from Acyrthosiphon pisum (pea aphid), 1640 nucleotides. RefSeq lists its product as uncharacterized. NCBI's taxonomy places the organism in Eukaryota, Metazoa, Arthropoda, Insecta, Hemiptera, Aphididae. Gene Ontology annotation, molecular function: nucleic acid binding. Bases 264 to 1640 code for a protein of 458 amino acids. The record is from RefSeq and is a predicted model, not a curated record. The transcript has 3 exons.